This is a messenger RNA of Penaeus indicus, 2520 nucleotides long. RefSeq names its product mucin-2-like. Gene Ontology annotation, cellular component: MSL complex. Lineage: Eukaryota; Metazoa; Arthropoda; Malacostraca; Decapoda; Penaeidae. Gene Ontology annotation, biological process: protein ubiquitination. Gene Ontology annotation, molecular function: ubiquitin protein ligase activity. The coding region runs from base 114 to 1928 and encodes 604 amino acids. The record is from RefSeq and is a predicted model, not a curated record. The transcript has a single exon.
GGGCGAAGGCGAAGGCGAAGCGAAGGGCGACGAUGCUUCGAAUCUCGGGCUUUUCUGAGCGCCUCUCCUCGGCUCACUGAACGCGGCGGCGACCCGAUGAAAGGCCAAGGAAGAUGAACGCGACGAGCCUCUACGUGACCACUUGCCGGCUGGUCAUGCAAGCGGAGCCAGAGAACCGCGAGAGCUGGACGGAGCUGUACAAGUUGCUGCCUUACCUGCGCCAGGCCCUGUCGUGCACCGUCUGCGGCCAGCUGCUGAGCGAGCCCCUGACCCCCACGGAAACCACCUGCCAACACCAUGUGUGCAGGAAGUGCCUCGGGGGCAAGAAGAGGCUCAAGCCCACCUGCAGCUGGUGUAAGGACUAUGGCAUGUACGUUGACAAUGUCCAGAUCAAGCUCGUCCUGCAGUGUUACAGGAAGCUGUGUGAGUACAUCAAGUUCACACCCAUCUACUGCAAGCUGUGCUCCAUAUAUAACAAUGGUGGGCAGUUCAGCCUGACGGACAUGAUAGACGAGGCCAUAGGGAACAGUGGCACAGGCAGAGGCGAUGAAUCCAGUUCCAAUAGUGUGCAGUGUGAGAGUGAGAGUGAUAGCAAAGAAAAUAUCUCUAUACCUCAAACAAGUGGGGCAAAUCUGCUCAUCACACCUGUAAAUACCUCCCAUAGUGUUACUCCUAAACAGCAGCAGUCAUGGCCAAUUUCCACGCAGGCGCCCACCCUGGCACAGCCUACUCCGGCACAGCCUACUCCGGCACAGCCUACCCCAACACAGCCUACCCCAGUACAGCCUACUCCGGCACAGCCAGCCCCACCCGCCCCCCCAGCCCCACCUGCCCCACCUCCUCCACCCUCAACGGUCAACCUUGGGUUGGUCCAUGUUUCUUCUCCUCCACCUGUCAACUCCAUAGCACAGCCAGUUUCCUGUCAUCCAUCUGGCUCUGUCAACACUGUCAAGUCCGUAAUUCCCACCCCAGCACCUGUGAUGCAACAAACCACGCAGCAUUUUCAACCGCAGGCCGUUGCAACGACAUCCUGUGUGACGUCCGGAUCAGGUUUGGUACCAGGUACAAUAUUCCCAAGUACAAAUAUUGUUAAGCACAGUGUUAUUAAGGAAGCACCUUACCCAAAACACAAUUCCUCAGUGAACAAUGGGUCCUCCAUGUACUCAGUAAUGUAUGCCGAUGGUGAUAGUACAAAAAUAACCAUCAAGAGGAAGCCUCCAGAUAUGGAGAGUACGAAUAAAAGUGUUCCCGUCGAGCCAGAAACUAUAGCGCCUUCGACGCAAGAACUCAUUAAAAAACCUAAACCUAAGCCUAAACCAAAACCAAAGCGGAAGGGAUGUCGUUGUGGUAAUGCAACACCUACACCUGGGAAGUUGACGUGUUGUGGGCAGAGAUGCCCAUGCUAUGUGGAGGCCAAAGCCUGUAUUGAGUGUCGGUGUCGUGGAUGUCGCAACCCACACCGGCCAGGUGGGAAGAAGGUGCGGCCGGUCAUACCUCAGCUUGCCAACAUCCAGAUUCACCAGGUGCAGCCUGUGCAUGGGCGCAGUUCGGCCUCUUCAAUAGUGUCGGGGACAACCACCACUAGCGCCAGCAGCAUUAUGCAGACACCUAUUUCCUCAGCCACCAUAACAAACACAACGCUACCACAAACGAUAAGAGCAGUGCAGGCAAUGCAAGCUGUACAGGCAGUGCAUGGUGUGGGUACAAUGCAGGCAGUGACUGGUGGUGUACAUCAACUGAUAAGUUUAGGAAGGGGGGUUGUACAGGCACCAUUACCGCAGGGGCUAGGAGUGCAUCCUGUGGCGGGCCUUGCAGUGAAACCCGUAAGUUUGGCCCUUACCUCUGUUCCCACACAGCUCCUGAUUAAUGAUGACAGAUCCACAUCCAAUAGUGCUUCGGACACAAGUGAUGUUGAGGUGGACAUAUAGCACAGGUACAACAAAUUGUGAAUGUUUUUUUGUGUUUUUUUUUUUUUUUUUGUGAGUAUAUGGAAAAGAGAAAGAACUAUUUUUAAAAGUAUUUUGAAAUGUUUGUUCAGAAUGCAACAAAAGCAAAAUAAAGAAGGAAAAAAAAGUGCAGAAAACUAAGAAAUUCUGGAUGUGAAAGUGUGUUUGAAGCCAAAAAAGGGAAAUGAGUGAUCAAAAGAAAAUUUUCAAUGCCAGAUGUCAUUUUUUUUUUCUCUUUUUUUCCAAGUGAACAUCUCUUACCUCUUAUCAGUAUUUUGUUCAACAUUCCUUACUUUGAGGCAGUCUGCUGUUUUAUUGUAUCUCAACAAGUAUGUUUAAGCCUGUUGUAGCCUAGAUAUAUGUAUCAGGUUGAUUUUAUUCAAUAAUUUCCAAUGACUUGGUAAUAUAAUUGUUGUCUUAGAUGAAUUAAAUUUUUAAAAAUUGUACUCAACCUAAGUUAUGCUAAAUCUGUACCCGGUGAGACACAGAAUGGAUUUGUCAUUUGAGUACCUUAAAUUAUUAAAAUACAUUUUGUGACAAUUUUUAUAAUAUAUUCAUUAUAUUUCAUUUUUAA